This is a messenger RNA of Caenorhabditis angaria, 4141 nucleotides long. The record is from the annotation of a GenBank genome assembly. NCBI's taxonomy places the organism in Eukaryota, Metazoa, Nematoda, Chromadorea, Rhabditida, Rhabditidae.
AUGAAAAAAGAAGAACGAGUAAGUUUUUUUUGGUUUGGUUGGUUCGUUAUUUAAUUAGGAAUUUGGAACUUUUCAGCCAUCAUCCAGCUGUGAAGAAGAGAAAAAUGUAGUGCUGCAAAAAUUUAGAGGUAUGUUUUUUUGCUAUAAAAAUUAUGACUACAAAUUCUCACUUUUUCAGAUUUGCUGAAAUCGUCAAGCAUUGAAACAUUCUUAUCACCAGGAUUCGAUCAUGACACCAAGAUUUUGGAGGUAAAUAUUUCUUUAAAUAUUUUGGAAUGAGAGAAAAAACUGGAAAAGAAAAAAAAAGGAAAAAUUGUUAUUCAAAUUAAAAAUACAAUUUUUGUCAUAUUAGAUCGCUUCUGGGUUGCUUAUCAAAACCCGAAGUUUUUUCUCAUAUUCUCAUAAAAUUUUAAUAUUUUACAGAAAAACUAUUGUGAACUUGUGGGCCGAAUUACAAAAAUCAAACAAACUGACAAAGAACGCCGUGAAAUUUUAUCAACAUGGUUAACAUUUGUCGGAUUAUCUGCCCAAAAUAUUCGACAUCUUGAAAUUUGUUCCAUCACUGUUUUCGAUUCUCUUCUAAAGAUUUCACAGACUGAGGUAAGAUUUUCAUUCGUUCAUAUUUGAUAUGAAAAUUCAAUUUAACUGUGGUUUUUAGCUGCGCUCACUGGCCGAUCGUGGAAGAUUCGACGCAGAAACCAAAAGAAAGCUUCUACAAUCUACCGUUAUUUUGCAGAGUCAUUGUCAACAUUGUGAGUAGUUUAGGGGAUGAAAAAUUGAAAAUUGGGAGAGUUUUAUUCCUAUAAAUAUUAAAAAUCUAAACGUGUUGAGAUCACAUCAAAAAAUUCAUAACCGUUUUUUUUUAAUUCAGAAGAUUUUUGAAAUACUCAUGUCUCUCAAAUUCAUCAUUUUUUUCAGAAAAAAUAUAUAUCAUGAAGAUAAAUCUUAUUUUCUUUUUUUGAAAAAUCAAAGAAUAUUUAUUUGAAAAAUGUCUUCCUUGCUCUAAUUUUCAAAUAAAUCUUGCUGAAAUAAUUAUUUUGAACUUUUUAUUCUGUAAAACAGCAACAAAAGCAAUCAAUGUAAUAUUAUAUAUAAACAUAGAUGUGCUUUCAAUUUUAUGUGGCAAAAUUUUUUAAUAUCAAUUGUUACAAUAAAUAAAAAUAUAUAUAAUAAAAAACAAAAAGGUCAUUCUAUAGCUCAAACCAUUCUAGAUAUUGCAUUUUUAUGCGAAAGAAACAAAAAUGUUUCAAAUCUAUAUAUUCUUGCAAUCACGCUUUCCAGAUCUUCACCAUAAACGUGAUUCGAUUGAAGAACCACCUGGUCCAUCAACAUCAACACCAAAUACAGCGUGUAAUAUUCCAAGUCUAAUGGUUGGCGGAAAUAAAAUCUUGCAAUCAACAAGCAUGAAUUUUUGUGAGUUUUUUAUCUUUAUUCUUACAAAAAACGUGCGAAAAUGUUUGUUUAUCAAAAUUUUGGAAAUUCUAAGGUUUCGAUUCCAUCUGACUUAUUUUUAUACAUAUUUCAAAUUCACAUCAUUAUUUCAUUUUCCGGAAAAACGUAUUGACCGGAAAUUGUUUUGUCCAAAGGAAAUUGAAACCCAAUUUUUAAUUUAAUAAUUCCCUGACUCUAUUUUUAUCAAUUUUUUUGUGCGUGUGUGGGAGCCAUGUCAACAAUAAAAUAAUAUAAAUAUUUUAUUGGAUUUUUUCCAGCCAAUUUUUUUUGUUAUUAUGUAUUAUAUUAUACAAUUUUUUUCUUACGUAGUUAUUUGAGAACUAAAUCUCCAGAGGUUUUUCUAUAUGUGGUAAACAGAAAAAAACGAACUUUUGUGGUUACUGUAGUCUAGCAAAAACCCUUCCCCUUUUUCAAAGAAUUCAGUUACAAUGAAUUGUCGACUUUGUAUUACAGCGUCAGCUCCGAAAUCACCAAAAACGUCAUCUCGUUUUGUCCACGCGAUUCCACACAAAUGGCAUCGAUCCACCAAAUUUCGAUUCAGUGGUGAUGCUGUUUGUCAUUUUUGUCAACGUCCACUUGGUUUCGGCUUUUUGAAUGCCUGGGAAAAAUGUCGGAGUUGUAAAUGGAAAGUGCACACACAAUGUAAAGGACGAGUUGGUGAUUCGUGCGGAUUGACGCCGGAUCAUUUGAGAUUUUUGUUUGACAAAUUGAUUCAGGAAAAUAAUGGGGUAAGUUUGAAACUCAUUCUUGGUUGUGGAGGACCAGAAGAGAAUAUUAGUAAUUAGAUUUUUUUUAACAAUUUCGAGAAAAAAGAAAUAUUUCUUGUUUCACUUAUCUGAAGUAUACAAAUGUUGUUUUUCAAACUCCUAACAUAUUUUUUGAAAAAAUCAUUAACAAAAUUUCAUUUCUGAUCAUCUUCUCCGCCUUUUUUCGAUUCUCAUAACCUAAUCAAUUGUUUUCCAGGGAAUGUGGAAUGAUCCACAAUCAGCAGUGCCAAUUCCGGGUAGUCGAUCAAUGAACGAGCCAGCUUUUCAGUACCCAGACACAGCAAUCGAUUCCUCAUCUUCAACAAACAGUUCAGCUCCAUCAACACCAGCAAUGCCACUAGGUGUCCCAGGUUCUGGACUAAAUCCACUCACCGCGCCUUAUAGAUCAGAGCGCAAAUUUUUGUUCCCCGAUACGGAAAUGUAUUCAAUGCAUAAUAAAGUUCCAAUUCUUGUCAUUAGGUUGGUUUUUUUUUUGCUUUUUUGUUCUAUAGAAAAAAAAGGAAAGUUCAAUUUUUGCAGCGAGGGGGACAAUCAUAUUGAAGCAAAACCUGAUGAAAGUGAGGGCACAAUUGUUGCACAAGAUUCGAUUGGAAGUAAUGAGGUCAACAGAAAAAAAAAAACUUUUAAUUAAAUCAAGACAAUUGUUUUGUGAGAAAAAUGACAUUUAUUCGUAUUCAUUUUCUUUUUUCAAAAACAUUUGAAUUUUUAGGCUCAAAGUUCUGAAGCUUCGGACAAAUUCAAUCGGCGAAACGACGGUGGACAUCAGUGGGAAAGACAUACUUGGAAUAUGAGUACGAUAAGAGUUCCGAAUACACAAGCAAGCUGGAAUGAAGUUACAAUUCAACCAGAAUCAAUUGAAUGGGACAAACGACAACUUCUUAUCGGAAAUGGGCGUUUCGGAAAGGUUCUCCGAGGUUUUCAUUAUGGUGAUGUUGCUGUUAAAAUGUUUGAUAUGAAUCAUAUUCGAGAAAAAUCAAAAAGAGCAGAAGAAUUCAAAUUGGAAGUGUCAGCUUAUAAAAAUACACGACAUGACAAUAUAGCUCUGUUCCUCGGAUAUUUCAUGAGCGAUGAUAAAUAUGGUCUCGUUAUGAGUCUUUGCAAAGGAAGUCAAACGCUUUAUGGUUUUUUGCACGUAGAAAAAAGAAAACUGGAUUUGCCAACAACUCGAAGAUUGGCUCAACAGAUUUGUCAAGGUGUAUCAUAUCUGCACACCAAGAAGAUUCUUCAUAAAGAUCUUCGCACCAAAAAUGUGCUUUUAGAAAGCAUUAACAAAGUUGUAAUUACGGACUUCGGAGUUUUAAGCAUGAGAAGAUUGAGUUAUCCAAAAGCGUAAGUUUUCAAAGCUUUUUGCCAAGAAAAUAACAGAAUUGGUUAUUUCAGAGAUUAUGGAUAUAUUGCUCCAAAAUUCUGGGUGAAUUAUAUUGCACCCGAAAUCGUCGCCUCGCUUCGAUGCGAUUAUGACGAAUUUUAUAGUGAAGAACUACCAUUCACCGAGUUUUCCGAUGUUUAUGCGUUUGGGUACGGUUUUUCUCCCUGGCUGAAUGUGAAACCCAUUUCAAAAAUAAUUUUUGUAGAACUUUGUGGUAUGAGAUGUUGACUGGAUUGAUGCCAUUCAAAGCAACAGAAGUUGAGAGAGUUUUGUGGAUGAAAGGAAAUGGUAUGAAAGCGGUUAUUCCAAAUGUUAAUUGUACCAGAGAAAUGAAGGUAAAAUUAUAUUCUCUUAAUUUUUUCCCAAUGAAAAAUGUCUACUACAAACAUGUUUUUUCUAGGAACUUCUCACAAAAUGUUGGAUGGCUGACCCAAAUGAUCGUCCAACAUUUGUUGACAUCAAUCUCAAGCUCACUAGUCUUCCACGCAAACAACGCGUCAACCGCAGUCCAUCGUUCCCGGUUAUGAUGAAAAGUUACGAGUCGGCUUUCUAA